AUGGAGCUCGAUCAGGACACGCCGUUGCACUUGAAAGUCGCGAUCACUGCGAUAUGCUUCAUCGCUCUGGUAUGGCUGCUGCGCCGCCAUCGACAGCGCUUGGGGGAGGCAGCCAUCGACAUCGAUGUCCCAGCCCCUGAACAAUGCAAGCCAGGAUGGCAGGGAAAGACUCUGGACGAACCGUCGAUCAAGAUAUCUGGGUCUACGGCCAUUCAAUGCUACGCGCCAGCAACGGGGCAGCUUCUGGGGCUCGUCAAUCCAACCACUCCGGAUGGCAUUGAUCGGAUCAUUGACAAGGCCGCGAAAGCCCAGGUUGAAUGGGCCAAGACGACUUUUGCACAGCGCCGCCGUGCCUUAAGGACUCUGCUCAACUUCCUUCUGGAGAACCAAGAGCCUAUUGCUCGAGCAGCCUGUCUGGACAGUGGCAAGACGCGGGUUGAUGCGCUCUUCGGCGAGAUCCUGGUGACGGCGGAAAAGUUGAAAUGGACCAUCGACCAUGGCGAGAAAGCCUUGCAGCCAGGGCGCCGCCCAACUAACUUUCUGAUGUUCUACAAGAAGAAUGAAGUGCGGUAUGAGCCUUUGGGAGUCGUGGGUGCAUGCGUGAGCUGGAACUACCCCUUCCACAACCUGGUCGGACCUAUCAUCAGCGCCUUGUUCUCCGGAAACGCCAUAGUAGUCAAGGGCAGCGAACAGACUGCAUGGUCGUCCACCUACUUCGCCAAUAUUGUCCGCUCAGCACUCUCAGCAUGUGGUCAUGACCCCGACCUUGUCCAUGCUAUUUCCUGCUGGCCGCAGACUGCAUCUUACUUCGCCAGCCAUCCAGGACUGGGCCAUCUGACGUUCAUCGGAAGCCGACCCGUCGCUCACGAAGUCGCAAAGAGCGCCGCGAAAGCUCUGACACCGCUGUGCGUUGAGCUCGGAGGUAAAGAUGCAGCAAUCGUCUUGGACCACCCGAAAGGCAAGCUGGAGCAUCCGAACGAGAUGAACAGAAUUGCUAGCAUUUUGAUGAGAGGCGUCUUUCAAUCGGCUGGACAGAACUGCAUUGGUCUUGAGCGUAUCGUCGCAAUGCCGCAGGCAUAUAACCGACUGAAGGACUACCUCCUGGAGCGCAUCCAAAACCUGCGCCCUGGAAGUGAUCUAGAUGACGAAGACGGCACGGUCGAUAUGGGCGGCAUGAUUUCGGCGGCAUCCUUUGACCGCCUGGAACAACUGAUCAGCGAGGCUGUUGCCCAAGGUGCCACAUUACUUGCUGGUGGCCAUCGGUACCAUCAUCACAAGUAUCCUAAGGGACAUUACUUCGAGCCGACGAUGUUGGCCGAUGUCACUCCCAACAUGCGUAUCGCACAGGAAGAGCUCUUCGCGCCCAUCUGCGUUCUGAUGCGAGCAGUGAGUGUCGACGAAGCCAUCACCAUCACCAACAGCUCAAUGUUCGGACUUGGGUGCAGCGUCUUUGGCCCAGUGUCUUCGUCCGCUGCCAUAGCUCAACUGCAGCGAGUGGCCCGAGAGGUGAAGAGCGGCAUGGUCGCCGUCAACGACUUCGCUGUCUUCUAUGCUGUGCAGCUUCCGUUCGGUGGCACGAAGGGCUCUGGAUACGGCAGGUUUGCGGGUGAAGAAGGCUUGAGGAGUCUGUGCAACGUCAAAAGCGUUUGUACCGAUCGAUGGCCACGCAUGAUCAUGACACAGAUUCCUGGGAAGCUGGACUAUCCGAUGGGGAGCGCGGCAUGGCCGAUGGGUCAGGGAGUGGUGGAGCUUGGGUAUGGUGACAGCUGGCGGAGGAAGCUGCGAGGAAUACGAAAGAUGAUUUGA
Saxophila tyrrhenica is the source of this 1806-nucleotide messenger RNA. RefSeq names its product Meiotic Sister-Chromatid recombination aldehyde dehydrogenase (gene MSC7). Gene Ontology annotation, molecular function: oxidoreductase activity, acting on the aldehyde or oxo group of donors, NAD or NADP as acceptor. Lineage: Eukaryota; Fungi; Ascomycota; Dothideomycetes; Mycosphaerellales; Extremaceae. The transcript has 2 exons. The record is from RefSeq and is a predicted model, not a curated record. The coding region runs from base 1 to 1806 and encodes 601 amino acids.